AUGCUGUUUUCCUGGCGAGGAGCCCCGGAAGCCCGACGUCUGCUGAUCUCGCUUCUGCUCCUCGCGGUCUGGAAGGUGGGGAGCGGCCAGGUCCACUACUCGGUCCCCGAGGAGGCCAAACACGGCACCUUCGUGGGCCGCAUCGCGCAGGACCUGGGGCUGGAGCUGACGGAGCUGGUGCCCCGCCUGUUCCGCUUGGCGUCCGGAGGCCGCGGGGACCUGCUGGAGGUAAAUCUGCAGAAUGGCAUUUUGUUUGUGAAUUCUCGGAUUGACCGCGAGGAGCUGUGCGGGCGGAGCGCGGAGUGCAGCCUGCACCUGGAGGUGGUGGUGGAGCGGCCGCUGCAGGUUUUCCAUGUGGAGGUGGAGGUGAAGGACAUUAAUGACAACCCGCCUGUGUUCCCUGAAAAUAAGAAAGUACUAAUCAUUGCAGAAUCUAGACCCCCGGAAACUCGGUUUCCACUAGAUGGCGCAUCCGAUGCAGAUAUUGGAGUAAACUCAGCUUUGACCUACCGAAUCGAUCCCAACGAUUAUUUCGCUUUGGACACACAAAACAAUCCUGAGCAAACGUCUUCGUUAUCACUUGUGUUGAAGAAAUCCUUGGACAGAGAGGAAAUUCAGGAGCAUAGGUUAUUACUGACCGCCAGUGAUGGAGGUAAACCCCAGCUGACUGGCACAGUUCAGCUGCUGAUCACAAUUCUGGAUGUAAAUGACAACGCCCCACAAUUUGACAAAUUCAUUUACAAGGUGAGAGUUGUAGAGAACGCAUUUAAUGGAACAUUAGUGUUCCAGCUAAAUGCCACAGAUCCUGAUGAUGGUAUAAAUGGAGACAUAAUCUACUCAUUUAGAAGGCCCGUAUCGCCUGCGGUGUUGAAUGCAUUCAUUAUAAAUCCCAACAGUGGAGAAAUUAAGACAAAAGGUAAACUGGAUUUUGAAGAAAAGAAGUUUUAUGAAAUACCCAUAGAGGCAAUUGACCAGGGGAAUAUUCCAAUGGCCGGUCAUUGUACCCUUUUGGUGGAAAUACUAGACAUAAAUGAUAACGCCCCAGAAGUUACCAUCACUUCUCUGUCACUCCCUGUGCUAGAGGAUGCUAAGGUGGGCACUCUCAUUGCCUUGAUCAGCGUGUCCGACCACGAUUCUGGCGCUAACGGGCAGGUGACGUGCUCAGUAGCACCGCACGUUCCCUUCAAGCUGGUGUCCACCUUCAAGAAUUACUAUUCUCUGGUGCUGGACAGCGCCCUGGACCGCGAGAGCGUGGCGAACUAUGCAGUUGUGGUUACCGCGCGGGACGGGGGCUCGCCUCCGCUGUCGGCCACAGCCAGCGUGUCCGUGGAAGUAGCCGACGUGAACGACAACGCGCCCACGUUCGCGCAGCCCGAGUACACGGUGUUCGUCAAGGAGAACAACCCACCCGGCUGCCACAUCUUCACGGUGUCCGCGCGGGACUUGGACGCGCAGGAGAACGCGCUGGUGUCCUACUCGCUGGUGGAGAGGCGGGUGGGCGAGCGUGCGCUGUCGAGCUACGUGUCCGUGCACGCGGAGAGCGGCAAGGUGUUCGCGCUGCAGCCUCUGGACCACGAGGAGCUGGAGCUGCUGCAGUUGCAGGUGAGCGCGCGCGACGCGGGCGUGCCGCCUCUGGGCAGCAACGUGACACUGCAGGUGUUCGUGCUGGACGAGAACGACAACGCGCCCGCGCUGCUGCCUCCCGGGGCGGGCAGCGGGGGCGGCGCUGUGAGCCAGCUGGUGUCUCGGUCUGUGGGCGCGGGCCACGUGGUGGCGAAGGUGCGCGCGGUGGACGCGGACUCUGGCUACAACGCGUGGCUGUCUUAUGAGCUGCAGGCGGCGGCGGGUGGUGCGCGCAGCCCAUUCCGCGUGGGGCUGUACACGGGCGAGAUCAGCACGACGCGUGUCCUGGACGAGGCGGACGAACCUCUCCAGCGCUUGUUGGUGCUGGUGAAGGACCACGGGGAGCCUGCGCAGGUGGCCACGGCCACUGUGCUGCUGUCUCUGGUGGACAGCGGCCAGGCACCGAAGACAUCUUCGCGGAUGUUCGAGGCCACGGAGCCAGAGACCGCCCUGGUGGACGUGAACGUGUACCUGAUCGUCGCCAUCUGCGCAGUGUCCAGCCUGUUGGUGCUGACGCUGCUGCUGUACACGGCGCUGCGGUGCUCGGCCCCGCCCAGCGAGGGCGCGUGCGCGCAGGGGAAGCGGGUGCUGGUGUGCUCGAGCGCAGUGGGGAGCUGGUCGUACUCGCAGCAGAGGAGGCAGAGGUGUGCUCUGGGGAGGGGCCGCCCAAGACGGACCUCAUGGCCUUCAGCCCCAGCCUACCUCCGGGUCUGAUUUCCUC
Messenger RNA from Artibeus jamaicensis (Jamaican fruit-eating bat), 2344 nucleotides. It is a transcript of the gene PCDHA13, whose product is annotated as protocadherin alpha 13. The record is from RefSeq and is a predicted model, not a curated record. Gene Ontology annotation, cellular component: plasma membrane. Gene Ontology annotation, biological process: homophilic cell-cell adhesion. Lineage: Eukaryota; Metazoa; Chordata; Mammalia; Chiroptera; Phyllostomidae. Gene Ontology annotation, molecular function: calcium ion binding.